Messenger RNA from Ilyonectria robusta, 702 nucleotides. RefSeq lists its product as uncharacterized. The record is from RefSeq and is a predicted model, not a curated record. The transcript has 2 exons. NCBI's taxonomy places the organism in Eukaryota, Fungi, Ascomycota, Sordariomycetes, Hypocreales, Nectriaceae. The coding region runs from base 1 to 702 and encodes 233 amino acids.
AUGGAGCUGCACCAGCAAGAAUUUGCUCCGAUCGAGUCCCGAAUCCAGCUGAGAGGGCUCGGAGGUGGGGUUGACAAGCCGAAUGACAAUCUCCAAGGCAAUGAGUGGGCUGGAGAACACAGGGCGCCUGAGCCAUAUGCAGUUCUGAAAGGAGAGGGCGGAAGCGCAAAGCUCGAAGGACAGGAGUGGGCUCAGUCCCUUGGAGGCCCACCAAGGUCUUCGGGGGAUGAGACUAAUAGCCCAACUGGCAAUCUAACUGGGGACGAAUGGAGCAGGGCGACGAAGGGAGAGGAAUGGUCUGGAGGCCUGCAGGGGCGGGAAUGGUCUGGAGGCCUGCAGGGGCAGGAAUGGACUUCGCUCCGAGGCAGGGAAUUGACUGCAGCAUCAAAGCCGCAGAAGCGAGCGGAGAACCUCGUCGGGGACGAUUGGUGCACUAAGCUGGGGUCUGAAUGGACGGCCAAGUUUGGACAGCAGAAACCAACCGGAAUAUCUCGGAGAAACGACAACGGGUGGUCCUCGAAACUUGUCGGCAACGAGUGGGCCGGAGGAAUGAAAGGGUCAGAAUGGACGGGACAUUUGAAGGGGCCUGAGGGAGUCUUAGGGCUAAAGGGCGACGAGUGGACGGCUAAGAAGAUCGAGCCAUCACCGGGCUGGCAUGCGUCUGGCGCCGCUGGCAUGGGGGCACUGAUCGGUGACGAAUAG